Messenger RNA from Centruroides sculpturatus (bark scorpion), 744 nucleotides. RefSeq lists its product as uncharacterized. Gene Ontology annotation, molecular function: transmembrane transporter activity. The record is from RefSeq and is a predicted model, not a curated record. Gene Ontology annotation, cellular component: membrane. The transcript is spliced from 2 exons. Lineage: Eukaryota; Metazoa; Arthropoda; Arachnida; Scorpiones; Buthidae. The annotation marks the transcript as partial.
AAGGAGAAGAUCGUAAUUAUAAACCAUGCUUUUAUCUAUACGCUACAUUAUACGGACUAGCUACUCUAACUGCCAUUUUCAUAGAUAUGAGCAUGAAAGUUCCUUCGCAGAAUGCCUGCCGAAAUUUAAAAAACCUUCUUAAAAAUUCAGAAGUCUGCUUGAUGUUAAUCCAUGUGGCAUUUUUGGGAAUAUGUUGGGGAUUUUUAGAGAACUUUUUAUUUUUGUUUCUGGAAAAAGAUUUAGGUUUUUCUAGUUUACUACUCGGGUUGACUGUAACUAUUGGUUCUGGAACGGGACUUCCGAUGUCUCUUGUGUCUACUUGGGUUACUAAGAAGAUUGGUUAUGUUAAUGUCAUGGUAUUAGCUUUUUUCGCGUAUACAGUUCGUUAUUUAGGUUACUCUUAUGCAACUGAUCCCUAUAUCUGUUUCAUAUAUGAGAUGAUGGAAAAUUUUACUGUAACACUGCUCACAGUUGGAACUACGUUAUAUUGUACGCACUUAUCAUCCCUUGAAAUGCUGACAACGAUGAUGACUUUAUGGAAUGGCCUUCAUGUUAUUUCAGGCCGUGCUUUUGGUAGCCUAAUAGGAGGAUUUUUAAUGGAUUCUAUCGGGCCGAGGAAGACAUUUCGAAUUUUUUCUGUCGGUUGCGCUAUUUUGGGAAUUUCCUAUUUUUUAAUCAAUUUAUUUUAUCUGAGAAAAUUAAGGAAAAAGGAAAUCGAAAGUGAUCUAGAUAAAGAAAUGGAAG